Molecule: messenger RNA, 2850 nt
Organism: Salarias fasciatus (jewelled blenny)
Lineage: Eukaryota; Metazoa; Chordata; Actinopteri; Blenniiformes; Blenniidae
Exons: 5
Coding region: 174-803 (209 amino acids)
Biological process (GO): adaptive immune response
Cellular component (GO): membrane
Molecular function (GO): signaling receptor activity
Source: RefSeq, a predicted model, not a curated record
AGAUCUUUGAUUUGUAGCUGAAGGAAUCAGAAUCAGUGACUCACGGGGAAGGUUCAAGCAGGUUUGUCCACAACUUCAAAGUGUUUGCAUUGCCUGUGUGGGUGAAGACAAAUGCACAUUUCCGUCUGAGUACUCGCAUUGGAAGGGACUCAUGUGAGACAGUCGCUGCCGUCAUGCUCGCUUUCUGCCUCAAUCUCCAGGUUUUUCUUUGUCUUUACUGGACAGCCCUGACUGAUGCAGAAGUUAAAGGAGUGCAAUGGAAGAAGUCUGGGGAGUCCGUCACCAUCCAGUGCAGAUCUUCUGGCAAACAACAACAACUGGCUUUGAAAAAAGGCCUCAAAGAAGAAUUUCAGCUUUUUAACACCGAAGCAGCAUCAGCCAAAGAGGUGACUGCAAAAGAAUACAUCGAACGACUGCAGACACAUGGAGAAUUUCCCAACAAAGAUAUUCUCAUAAAAAACCUGUCUCCAAAUGACACUGGGCCUUACUGGUGCAUAUACACAAAGGUGGACUCUCACGCAAACAUAGAGACUACAAAAGGUGAAGGGUCUGUGCUCCUGGUGGUCACAGACCAUGCAGGAGACAAACAGGUGGCAAAGGAUGAACCGAAAGCGUGUGAUUCGUCAAACCAGGAUCUGAUCAUGGUGUGUGUUGUUGUCAUUGGCGUUGUACUGCUGCUCAUCAUCAUGUCCUUCCUCAUAUGGAUCGUUCGCAAGAAACAGUCAGGGAACGGAGCGGAGAAACCAAGACGCGUCGCCACCAAUGAUGUUUACGAGGAGAUGCGAGGAACUCUCAGACCUUGAGGUCGCCAUCGCUGCACGCAGACGGUAUGAGCUCUGUAACCACCAGUGCACCAAAGUGUUGCAUGUGAAGCAACGUGGCAACUCAGCAUGUUCUUCCUGAGCGCCGUCUCUCCAGCCCCGGGCAGCCAGUCAGCCCAGAACUGUGAGGAUCAUAAUGAAACUGACUGAGGGAAGAUGAGUCAGCUUCAACAAAAAUGUCCAUCUCUGCACAAAUGUUCACGUUGGAAUGCAUCACGACGGCCAUCCAAUGUGAAAACAUCUUUUCUCAUCUUUAUGUAUAAAGGUUAUGGAAUAAUGUUCAGAUGAACUGAGAUUUUAUUCUAAUGCUAUGCAAGAUAUAAUACUGUGUACAUAUAUAUAUAUAUAUAUAUAUAUAUAUAUAUAUAUAUAUAUGUAUAUAUAUAUGUAUAUAUAUAUAUAUAUAUAUAUAUAUAUAUAUAUAUAUAUAUAUAUAUAUAUAUAUAUAUGUAUAUAUAUAUAUAUAUAUUGUUGUAAUCUGUCUUUUAACAAAAUCAAGAUAGUAAUUUUGUGAUCUUGGAUGUAUUUUUGAAAUAUUUGCUUGUUUUCUACUGCAGGCUACAUGUUUACCAAUUACACUUAUUCUCAUAAAAACCGCACUGAAGGCUUUAGAAGAUUAACAUAAAGAAUAUAUAGGAAUCAAAGUAGCUAUUACUAUAUUAAAAAAAUCUAUAUAUAUUGUUCUCUCAUAUUGUAUUUGCAUUGUAUACAUCUACAAUCUCACACACAUUAUUGUUUUUUUUUUUUUAACAUGAACAUGAAUUCAUGACAAAUAAAGAAAAUAAAUGCAAUUAAUGAUGAAUUACUUUUCAUCAGAAAAAUGACCAUAUAUGGUGACGACUGCAUCUCUUCCUGUUGUUUCCAGAUUAAUGAAGAAAUUUCUGUCACUGAUGAAUUAGCUGUGCUAAGCAACAGGACUGCUGUUUGCUUGCGUGAAGUGACUGCAAUUGUUUAGUAUUUCUAGGAUUCCUGACGGUUUUGUUUUGUGAAAAUGAAAAAGACACCAGAACGUGUUCACUGCAAAAACAUGCGAAAUGUCCAUUUGCACUUGUGCUUAACUGGACUGUAAAAUAGGCAGAUUAAUUGUCCCAUAUGGUUUAGCCAAUAGCACAAUAUAAUAAUAAUGAACAGUAGUUCUAAGAAGUGUAGUCACAAACUUUCACAUUGAUUCAGUCGCAUUAUAUUUCUAUUGUUUAACUCUUGAAGCUAAAAAUUGUGUAGAAUUGAAGAUUUUGUUCAGUUUCACACACAAGUUACAAAAUAACAACAAAAAUGUUUUUCAACAUUAUUUAAUGUAAUUAAUUACAUAAAAGCAAUUAAAAAAAACCCAUCACUUGCAUUCAAGCACAGGAAACACAGCUUGAGUCAACAUCAGGAUUAAAAAAAAACUCAGCAAAACAAGGAAACAUCUGUAUUCUGCAUGCAUGCAAGAUCAGCGUACACCAUACAGCGUGUGGUCACAAACUGUGAACAUGUUUUUUCUUCACCAAAUAAGGUCCAUGAAGUGUGACAUGUCGUGUUUGUGGGGUAAAUGUUAGAACUCUGUGGUGUGAGCUGUUGCCGUGUGGUUCCUCUGCACCGCCGAGACGGGCGCCGUGCCUGUCAGAGGUCCAGCACCGAGUGGAGCAUGAGACGAGGCGAGUGGUCGCAGCGACAGGAAGAUGAGACCCCCUUAAAGGAAGAGACAGGAUAAGCGUGUCUGCAGAGAUCAUCUCGCAAACCACGAGGUUUUGUAAUCGCUCCUUCAUUUGUGUCAGUUCGGUGAACUUUACACAAAGCGGAGGAAACUCUCGACUGACUGCAGCAGUUUCCAAACAUGCCAAAACUUGUUACAGGAAGCAUCAAAUCAUACGAGGUUAAGAACUCAGGCUCCAAAAAUCAUGUGUAGCAGCAAGAGAUAAUAAUCUGUUUCAGUUUUUACACAGCCGCCACGUCUGACGAGGCCUGUCUAUUUAACGUGACCUUUGACACGCCUCACCGUCUGCCUAAUUGCUCGUAAUCAAAAAUUAAAAAGUUGUUUUUCUCUUGA